AGUUCCAGUUUCUCAGUACGAGAUUAACAACCUAUCCACCGUCACACCUCCUUGGAAAAUUAAGGAAGAAAAUGCCAACACAUCCUCGAAGAGGACAAAUUCCAUCGAAAACCAAGUAGCUGCGAUACAUAAAACAAUUUCUCAAUCUCCGCCAGUGCGAACAAAUGAACAAAAAACAACCACUACUUCCAAACAAGUAAAGAUUUUCAAAGUAGCUGACAUUGCGAAGUCUCUACUUACGAAAAGAGUGGAUCCGUCUUCUGACAUACCACAGGAUAAUGAAGAAGAAAUGUCGAAUGUAAACAAAAACAUUGACGACAACCAACAACAACGUAAUCGUCCUUCACUAACGCAGUCUGAACCUCCCGCGAAACGAACUCGAAGAAAGGCUA
This is a messenger RNA of Paraglomus occultum, 392 nucleotides long. The record is from the annotation of a GenBank genome assembly. Lineage: Eukaryota; Fungi; Glomeromycota; Glomeromycetes; Paraglomerales; Paraglomeraceae.